UCUGGUCUUGUCUGGGCCGGGUUGCAGUCGUCUGAUACUUAUUGGAUUAGACGAAAAUAGACACGAGAAUCAGUUAUUAUGACAAUCGUGUCUGUCAGAAUUUGUACCUUUCCCAACGGCUACUUACAGUAAGAGAGGAAAGAAAGCGUUCGUUUUUUUAUUUUUAUUUUUAAAGUCGUCUCGAUCCUUUCACCAUUACCGAUCCAACAGAUUCUUCUCCACACAGCUCCACUCUCCCUUCCACACACAAACGCAAAAAACACGCUCCUCUACCUCUCUCUGCUGUCAUCUCUCUCUCUGAGAAAAUGGAAGAAGAAUCUCAGUGUUUGAAAACCAACGGCGAAGAAGACUUCUACGAGAACAUCGAGGCGCCGAAGUUCGUGGACCUUAACGCUCCCGAUCACUACCACCCGGGUGAUGACCGAUAUUGGUUCUGCUUGCGUGUUGGAUGUGAUCAAAAGCAUGAAGAAGAAAUGGAUUCUGAAGCAAUCUACAAAAAAUUUGUUUUACGGGUUAUGGCUGCAAGGAGUCCCAACAUACGGCUUCGGAGAGCACUGUACAGAAAGGAUUCAAGUGCCAAUAUUAAAUGUCCCCAGACAGUUCCAGCAAAAUCUUCAAAACCUCGAGUAUCAAGAUUGGCCCUCAUUUCCUCGAUAUCUAAAAGAAUGGUUGAUCCUAAAGUGAGAGUUAAGUCCCUUGCUAAACAGAAUGCAACCCCAAAUGUGAGGGCAAAGCAAUCUGUUGUAUCCAAGGCUCUGACAACUCCAAGGAACAAAAAGCGACUGUCAAAUCCUGAUGCAUUUUGUAGUGUUAGGAAUCCGAAAGCAACAGCUGUUGCAGUGCCAAAUAGUAGGGUGGUAGCAAAGGCAUUAUUUCAUUCACCUAAGAAGUCAACGAGGACAAAGACUUCAAUUGAAUUGGAUACAACUGUCAAGAAAAUAUGUGCAGGUAUAAAGAAUCUUGAGAUCGCUGAUGGAAAGAAGCAUGCUUUGGCGUGUAAUAGACAAUUGCCUUCAAAUGCUCCAAGGAAACAACCACGAGGACGAGAGGUUAAAAGCAGAGUUUAUGAUGGACUACUUUCUCAAAAUUGUAAGGGAAAGGAAUCCAAAUCUUUCAAAUGUGUGAUGAAAAAGAACAAGGGAAAGAACUCAAAGCAGUGUCAUGGUCCCAUGCCUCGAGAAGGGGCUGAAAAUGAUUUCAGUGACACGGAGAUUGAGGAGAAAUCAAGAAAUGGUUUUCCUGGCGCCUGCUAUAAUGCUAAAUGUGAUGAAGGAAAUGAUGCCCUUGAAGGGCCCUUAACAACUGUAAAAAUAGAAGCAUCGAUGGUUGAGAACAAAGUUGAAGCUUUGUCAGAUGCCAAGGCAAAUACCCCGGGAUGCAAUGAGCCAAAUCAAAGACUUUAUUCCCGGAUCCACGAGAGGGGCUUGAGAGAAAAUGGCUUGGGAGAAAAUGAUCUUCCCAAACUUGUAGCUUCAAGAGAAGAUGGCAAUGGUACCAAUGAAAGACAUGGCAAAGAAGACAAAAGGAACUCGAGUAUGGAUAAGGGCAUUGAUGCUCCCAUGGAGAGUAAUGUUAGUAAACAUAUUUUUAUCUCAGAUGAAAAGGAAAAUGACAGAGAAGCCAUUGGGAGCGACGAUAAGGAAAAUGCUUCAGCCUCUGAUGAUAACAGAGAAAUGGAUCUCAAUACUGGCCACUUGAAAAGACAUAUCCUUGGCAAGCAUGAGAGUGUGAAGAGCACUCAAAAGAUAGCCAAAGCAAAGAGGAAGCCAUCCAAAGAGAGCUUCGUUACUCAUGCCACUGGUGCUCAAGAACUAAAACAUAGAAAACCUAAGACUACAAAUCCCAAGCCUUUUCGGCUGAGAACUGAUGAAAGAGGGAUUCUUAAGGAAGCAACCUCAGAGAAGAAGCUCCGCCCUGCUCCUCUGAAAGAAAUCCUGCCAGUUACGAGGUUCCCAGGAGGGAAUUUACAGAAAAAACAUCAGAAUGCAUUGCCAAGAAAUGACAAGAGCCUUGAACAAACCGAACCAGCCAAUGAUGCUCAGGAAGCAUGUGAAAUGGAAAGAAACACAACACAGAAGGAACAACAUACUUCCAGCUUGAAGAACAAAGAAAGAGUGAGACGAAAAUUAUCUUCAGCUCCACAGAGACACACAGUUUCGUCACAACAGAAGCUUGUGGCCCCACUGAAGAAAUAUAGCGAGGACAAGACAGCAGCUCAAAAUCUGGGGAACGUCUUGAAGAAGACCAGAUCAUCAUUUGUGAGAAAAGUCGCAAGGCCUCAAGAGACCUCAUCGAUUACAAACGAAACACUCUCGAUUAUGAUACCUGGUCAACUAGGUGUGAUAAAGGAAGACUCACCAACAUUCUUGAGACCCGAAGAAGCUGAAAAGCCUAGAAAAAGCAGUGCUUCCCUGGAAAUCAAAGCUUCUGCUUCUACUGUCUCCAGGCAAUCACUACAGGGGAAGAGGUCAACAACUAUUCCAAAGGAACCGAAUUUCCAUGCCAUCCACACACCAAAGAGCUGCACACGAAGAGUGGCUUAAGUUAUUUUCUACAAAAAUACUCCUGUUGGUGUACUAUAUCUUGUUGUUGUUCAAUCCAUUCAUUGAAUUAUGUAUUCCGCGUGAACUGCUCGAGUAAUUCUUUGUUGUUGUCUACAUAUUUAUUUCUUAGCCCAUUGUUUGUAAUCUGUAACAUUUUGGGCUUGAUUUGUAGCUAAUAUAUAAACAUGUAAGGGAUCUUGUUCGUCCCAUUCACUCAAA
Messenger RNA from Populus nigra (black poplar), 2762 nucleotides. RefSeq lists its product as uncharacterized. Lineage: Eukaryota; Viridiplantae; Streptophyta; Magnoliopsida; Malpighiales; Salicaceae. The record is from RefSeq and is a predicted model, not a curated record. The transcript has 10 exons. The coding region runs from base 306 to 2543 and encodes 745 amino acids.